Molecule: messenger RNA, 560 nt
Organism: Dermatophagoides pteronyssinus (European house dust mite)
Lineage: Eukaryota; Metazoa; Arthropoda; Arachnida; Sarcoptiformes; Pyroglyphidae
Product: major mite allergen Der p 23-like
Cellular component (GO): extracellular region
Molecular function (GO): chitin binding
Source: RefSeq, a predicted model, not a curated record
AUAAAUCAAAAAUCUCAAAAAAAAAGAAAUAAAUCAAAAACUACAAUAUUUUCUGCUUGUUUUUGAAAAUGAAAUUCAACAUAAUCAUCGUUUUUAUUUCGUUGGCCAUUUUGGUCCAUUCAUCAUAUGCCGCCAAUGAUAAUGAUGAUGAUCCUACCACAACCGUUCAUCCAACAACAACCGAACAACCAGAUGAUAAAUUUGAAUGUCCAAGUAGAUUUGGUUAUUUUGCCGAUCCAAAAGAUCCACAUAAAUUUUAUAUCUGUUCAAAUUGGGAAGCUGUACAUAAAGAUUGUCCAGGUAAUACACGAUGGAAUGAAGAUGAAGAAACAUGCACUUAAUAAUGCAAUAAGAUUAUGAUUUAUUAUGGUAAUUCAUAAAUCAACGUUCAACAAAAAAUCAUAAAUUUUUAUUCCAAUAAAUUCAUUUUUCUGUUGUAUUACAUGCUUGUCAAUUUAUUACAAAAUAAUAAAAUUAUUUAUUUACAAAAUAAAAAUGUCAAUCAAUGAUCAAUAUUGUUGUUUGAAUUGUAAAAGUCAAUAAAUCAUUACAAAAACAAA